Messenger RNA from Pygoscelis adeliae (Adelie penguin), 10410 nucleotides. RefSeq names its product mucin 2, oligomeric mucus/gel-forming (gene MUC2). The record is from RefSeq and is a predicted model, not a curated record. NCBI's taxonomy places the organism in Eukaryota, Metazoa, Chordata, Aves, Sphenisciformes, Spheniscidae. Gene Ontology annotation, cellular component: extracellular matrix. Gene Ontology annotation, molecular function: protein binding. The transcript has 52 exons. Bases 1 to 10410 code for a protein of 3469 amino acids.
AUGGGGCUAAGAAUUGCCAGCCUUUUUAUGCUCUGGCUGGCCCUUUCCUAUGCAAAUGAAAUAAGAAAAGGAAGGACAAGAAACCAUGGCCACUAUGUCUGCAGCACUUGGGGAAACAACCAUUUCAAAACUUUUGAUGGAGACAUCUAUCAAUUCCCUGGCAUUUGCGAGUAUAAUUUUGCUUCUGACUGCCGAGAGUCUUACAAGGAGUUCUCUGUCCACAUUCAGCGUGCUCUGAACAGCAAUAACCACCCUGAGAUCCAGUAUAUUCUGGUAACAAUCAAGGACUUUACAGUGUACCUCAGACCAAAACUGGCAGUGGUGGAUGGGCGGAUUGUGAAGACACCUUACUACAGCUCUGGUGUGCUCAUUGAGAGCAAUGACAUUUACACCAAGGUUUAUGCUAAAUUAGGCCUGACUCUGAUAUGGAAUCAGGAAGAUGCACUGAUGGUGGAGCUGGACAGCAAAUUUAAUAACCAUACAUGUGGUCUCUGUGGGGAUUACAAUGGAGUUCCAAUCUACAAUGAGUUUUUCAAUGGAGUUGCAAGCUACAGUUCAAUUACAUAUGGGAAUUUACAGAAGAUCAGCAAACCCAAUGCCAAAUGUGAAGAUCCUGAUGAAACUCAGGCUAUUCCAAGCUGUAACGGGCAUCGUGAUGAGUGUGAGAGGUUGCUGACCUCCUCUGCAUUUGCUGAUUGUCGGUUACGUCUUAAUUUGGAAAUGUACAUCCAAGCCUGCAUGCAGGACAAGUGUGCAUGCAAUGGAAAUGAGGACGACUUCUGCCUCUGCAGCACCAUCUCUCAGUAUUCUCGCCAGUGUUCGCAUGCGGGUGGCCGGCCGGGUGAAUGGAGGACACAGUAUUUUUGCCCCAAGACCUGUCCUGAUACCAUGAUCUAUAAAGAAAGCAGUUCACCCUGCAUGGAUACUUGCUCACACUUGGAGAUCAGCAGCCUUUGUGAGGAACACUACAUGGAUGGUUGUUUCUGCCCUGAAGGAACUGUGUAUGAUGAUAUUACUGAAAAAGGCUGCAUACCUGCUAGCCAGUGCCACUGCAAACUCCAUGGAAAGGAGUAUUCACCUGGAGAAAGCAUUACCAAUGAAUGUGAAGAAUGCACCUGUGAUUCAGGCAGGUGGACGUGCAAAGAUCUACCCUGUCCAGGCACAUGUUCACUGGAAGGAGGUUCCCAUAUUACCACCUUUGAUGGGAAGAAAUACACCUUCCAUGGAGACUGUUACUAUGUGUUAGCCAAGGGUGUUGUAAAUGACAGUCAUGCUCUUCUGGCAGAGCUGGCUCCCUGUGGCUCCACAGACAGGCAGACCUGUUUGAAGACUGUUGUGCUGUUAGUAGAUCACAAAAAAAAUGUGGUGGUUUUCAGAUCAGAUGGCAGUGUGUUACUGAAUGAGAUGACAGUGAAUGUGCCUUAUGUGUCAGCCAGCUUCUCAGUAUUCAAGCCAUCUUCCUACUACCUUGUUGUACAAACUUCUUUCGGGCUUCAGCUGCAGAUCCAGUUGUUUCCAGUCAUGCAGCUGUUUGCAACUGUGGAUCAAUCAGUUCAAGGAAAACUUCAAGGUCUUUGUGGAAACUUUAAUGGAAUGGAAGGUGAUGACUUUAAAACAGCCAGUGGGCUGGUAGAAGCUACAGGAUCUGCCUUUGCUAACACAUGGAAAGCUCAGUCCACCUGUACAGACCAGGUGGAAAAGCUGGAAGACCCCUGCAGUCUCAGUAUUGAAAGUGCAAAUUAUGCCGAGCAUUGGUGUUCUUUGCUGAAAAACUCAGAGGGUCCUUUUGCAAGAUGUCACUUAAUCAUUGAUCCUUCAGACUACUAUAAGAAAUGUAAAUAUGACACCUGCCUCUGUGAAGACAAUGAAAAAUGCUUGUGUGCUGCCCUGUCUUCUUAUUCAAGAGCCUGUGCUUUCAAAGGGAUCAUACUGGGAGGCUGGAGAAAAAGUGUCUGCAGUAAGGAAGUGUCUGCCUGCCCAGGAAAUCAAAUCUUCCUUUACAACCUUACAAUGUGCCAGCAAACCUGUCGUUCCCUUGCUGAUGGUGAAAAACAUUGCUUGCAAGACUUUGCUCCUGUGGAUGGCUGUGGCUGCCCAUAUAAUACAUACUUGGAUAACAAGGAUACCUGUGUGCCCAUCUCCAAGUGCCCAUGUUUUUACAAGGGAUCAUACUUGGAACCAGGGGAAUAUGUCACAAAAGAUGGAGAACGUUGUGUUUGCCGAAAUGCAAAGGUCCAGUGUACUUCAGUGACAAUAAGAACAAAGAAUGCAACAGAAUGUUCUUCUAACAAGAUGUACUUUGACUGCAAUGCAUCCCCAAAGUGGACUUCACAAACGCCUGUACAACUUGGCUGUCAUACUCCUCGAACUGAUCAUUUCCAGGCAGAGUGUGUCUCAGGCUGUGUGUGUCCUGAAGGUCUAUUUGAUGAUGGGAAAGGGGGCUGUGUUGAGGAGAAGGACUGCCCAUGCAUUCAUAACAACCAGUGGUAUUCUCCUGGACAGAAGAUAACAGUGGACUGCAACACCUGUACCUGCCAAAAAGGGGUUUGGAGCUGCACUGAAGAUGUGUGCUAUGGGACUUGUAUGAUAUAUGGAAGUGGCCAUUAUAUCACCUUUGAUGGAAAAUUCUAUGACUUUGAUGGGAGUUGUGAAUAUGUGGCUACUCAGGAUUUUUGUGGUGACAAAAAUUCCAGCAGCUCAUUCAGUAUCAUCACAGAGAAUGUCCCUUGUGGAACUACAGGAGUCACCUGCUCAAAAGCUAUUAAAAUGUUUCUAGGGAAAACAGAACUGAAAUUGGAGAACAAAGAUUAUAAAGAAAUUCAGCGAGAUAUUGGUGAUGAUGUGCGUUAUGGGAACAGGACAGUAGGCCUCUACCUCGUUAUUGAGGCUAGCAAUGGUGUGAUGCUCAUCUGGGAUAAGAAGACUACUGUUUUCAUCAAGUUGACCCCUGAUUACAAAGGCAAAGUGUGUGGUCUGUGUGGCAACUUUGAUGACAAGUCUAACAAUGACUUUACAACAAGGAGUGGGCUGCAGGAGACUAAUGCUCUGAAGUUUGGGAAUUCCUGGAAACAGUCUUCCAUGUGCCCAGAUAUCACACAAGAGAUAAAGCCCUGUGAUGUGAAACCGCAUCGGAAGUCCUGGGCAGAGAAAGAAUGCAGCAUCAUCCGGAGUGAAGUCUUUAAAAUUUGUCACUCCAAGGUGGACCCAAUUCCUUUCUAUGAAGCUUGUGUUCAUGACGCCUGUUCUUGUGACAGUGGUGGAGAUUGUGAGUGCUUCUGUUCUGCAGUUGCUGCAUAUGCUCAAGAAUGUACCAAGGCUCAGGCCUGUGUUUUCUGGAGAACUCCUGAUAUAUGCCCGGUAUUUUGUGACUACUACAACCCUCGUAAUGAGUGUGACUGGCACUAUGAGCCUUGUGGCAGUAAUGUCACGACCUGCAGGAUGAUUAAUAAUGUCAGCACCAACUUUUCAGUACCAUACCUGGAAGGUUGCUACCCCAGAUGCCCUAAGGACAAGCCUGUUUAUAAUGAAGAGACAAAGGAAUGUGUGCCUGGAGAUAAAUGUUGGUGUUACAUCAAUGGUGUUACACCACCUAUUCCCCCUGGGAGUGAAAUAAUCACAGAAGAGAACUGUACAAAAUGUGUCUGUGGCCCCUCAGGAUCCAUACAGUGUACACCAAUCCAAGGGUGUCCUUGUGUCAUCAAUGGAACGCAUUAUAAAGUGGGUGAAACUGUGGCACAAAUACAGGAUGGCAACAUAUGUAUAACAUACGUUUGUGCAGAAAAUGGUUCUAUAGUUGUUGGAAGUACUUAUCCUUGUCCAACAUCUACUUCACCUACAACCAUUUCAACUUCCUUUCCUACCAGUACUCUUACCACUACAGUUACCACUACAAGCCCUCCAGUAACUACAACUCCAUGCUUUGGAUUAAUCUGUAAUUGGACUGAAUGGUUUGAUGUUAGUAAACCUGAAGAACAUGGCGGUGACUAUGAAACCUACGAUGCAAUAAGAAGUGAACAUGGAAACAAAAUAUGUGAAGCUCCUGAAAGAAUUGAAUGCAGGGCUAAAGAUAGGCCCGAUGUGAGCUUAGAGGAACUUGGACAGAAAGUAGAGUGUAAUGUUACAUACGGACUAAUCUGUAAAAAUGAGGAGCAAGAUGCAACUCUGUGGCGACUUUGCUAUAAUUAUGAAAUCAGGGUAAACUGUUGUGAAUGGCAUGAAAUUUCUUGUGAGAUUACAGGCACACCGAGUCCGACACCAACUGCAACUUCAACCACCACCAGGACAACAGUACCCAUCAUGACUACAGCCAGGCAGCCAACAACAAUUACCACCAUGCCCGUACCCACCCCAACCAUCACAAGCGAAGCCCCACCUUCGUCCACAACGAGCACAGUGUCCUUUCCACACACAUGGACAACCACUCCCACGCCAACACCAUCGGAGCCUCCCAGCACCACUGCCACCACCACGAUGCCCCCCAGCAGCACCACCAGCAGCACCCCGGGGACAACGAUGACUGUUCCUGGCACACCAACUUCUUCAUGUACGUUCCCAACACCAAUAAUAAUCACCAAAACCCCGCUGCCUCCGAUUUCAGAACCAAUAAAGAGUACACCACCUGCAUCAGGAAUACCGACAAAGACAAGUACUACAGUUAUUCCUUCAGCUACCCCACUGCAAACAACUAGAACGACGGAAAUACAAAGUACAGUGUCUACCAUGGGCACCACUAUUCAACAGUCAACACCAUCCGUAUCAACAAGCCCAGUGGCAUCCACCACCUCUGGAGGCACUGAAACAGAAUCGACCCCCAAGACCACCACUUCGGGCCCCACCUCCGCAGGACCCCCUCCCCAGAGCACCACAAUCCUAACGGAAACCCCUAGCCAUGAGACCACUACCACCACAACUGGGAGCCCUCCGACACAAUCUCCUACCACCACCGUCAGCACCACAAGCUCAGGACCAUCCUCCCCAGAGCCUACAGCCAGCACUACCGUAUCACUGCCAUCGUUAUCAACAAGCCCAGUGGCAUCCACCACCUCUGGAGGCACUGAAACAGAAUCGACCCCCAAGACCACCACCUCGGGCCCCACCUCCUCAGGACCCCCUCCACAGAGCACCACAAUACUAACGGAAACCCCUAGCCAUGAGACCACUACCACCACAACUGGGAGCCCUCCGACACGAUCUCCUACCACCACCGUCAGCACCACAAGCUCAGGACCAUCCUCCCCAGAGCCUACAGCCAACACUACUGUAUCACUGCCAUCGUUAUCAACAAGCCCAGUGGCAUCCACCACCUCUGGAGGCACUGAAACAGAAUCGACCCCCAAGACCACCACUUCGGGCCCCUCCUCCUCAGGACCCCCUCCCCAGAGCACCACAAUCCUAACGGAAACCCCUAGCCAUGAGACCACUACCACCACAACUGGGAGCCCUCCGACACAAUCUCCUACCACCACCGUCAGCACCACAAGCUCAGGACCAUCCUCCCCAGAGCCUACAGCCAGCACUACUGGAUCACUGCCAUCGGUAUCAACAAGCCCAGUGGCAUCCACCACCUCUGGAGUCACUGAAAAAGGAUCGACCACCAAGACCCCCACUUCGGGCCCCACCUCCGCAGGACCCCCUCCCCAGAGCACCACAAUCCUAACGGAAACCCCUAGCCAUGAGACCACUACCACCACAACUGGGAGCCCUCCGACACGAUCUCCUACCACCACCGUCAGCACCACAAGCUCAGGACCAUCCUCCCCAGAGCCUACAGCCAACACUACUGUAUCACUGCCAUCGGUAUCAACAAGCCCAGUGGCAUCCACCACCUCUGGAGUCACUGAAACAGGAUCGACCACCAAGACCCCCACUUCGGGCCCCACCUCCUCAGGACCCCCUCCACAGAGCACCACAAUAGUAACGGAAACACCUAGCCAUGAGACCACUACCACCACAACUGGGAGCCCUCCGACACGAUCUCCUACCACCACCGUCAGCACCACAAGCUCAGGACCAUCCUCCCCAGAGCCUACAGCCAGCACUACCGUAUCACUGCCAUCGUUAUCAACAAGCCCAGUGGCAUCCACCACCUCUGGAGUCACUGAAACAGGAUCGACCACCAAGACCACCACUUCGGGCCCCACCUCCGCAGGACCCCCUCCCCAGAGCACCACAAUAGUAACGGAAACACCUAGCCAUGAGACCACUACCACCACAACUGGGAGCCCUCCGACACGAUCUCCUACCACCACCGUCAGCACCACAAGCUCAGGACCAUCCUCCCCAGAGCCUACAGCCAACACUACUGUAUCACUGCCAUCGUUAUCAACAAGCCCAGUGGCAUCCACCACCUCUGGAGGCACUGAAACAGAAUCGACCCCCAAGACCACCACUUCGGGCCCCUCCUCCUCAGGACCCCCUCCACAGAGCACCACAAUAGUAACGGAAACACCUAGCCAUGAGACCACUACCACCACAACUGGGAGCCCUCCGACACAAUCUCCUACCACCACCGUCAGCACCACAAGCUCAGGACCAUCCUCCCCAGAGCCUACAGCCAGCACUACCGUAUCACUGCCAUCGGUAUCAACAAGCCCAGUGGCAUCCACCACCUCUGGAGGCACUGAAACAGAAUCGACCCCCAAGACCACCACUUCGGGCCCCACCUCCGCAGGACCCCCUCCCCAGAGCACCACAAUCCUAACGGAAACCCCUAGCCAUGAGACCACUACCACCACAACUGGGAGCCCUCCGACACAAUCUCCUACCACCACCGUCAGCACCACAAGCUCAGGACCAUCCUCCCCAGAGCCUACAGCCAACACUACUGUAUCACUGCCAUCGGUAUCAACAAGCCCAGUGGCAUCCACCACCUCUGGAGUCACUGAAAAAGGGUCGACCACCAAGACCCCCACUUCGGGCCCCACCUCCUCAGGACCCCCUCCCCAGAGCACCACAAUCCUAACGGAAACCCCUAGCCAUGAGACCACUACCACCACAACUGGGAGCCCUCCGACACGAUCUCCUACCACCACCGUCAGCACCACAAGCUCAGGACCAUCCUCCCCAGAGCCUACAGCCAGCACUACUGUAUCUCUGCCACUGAAACAGGAUCGACCACCAAGACCCCCACUUCGGCACCACAAGCUCAGGACCAUCCUCCCCAGAGCCUACAGCCAGCACUACUGUAUCUCUGCCACUGAAACAGGAUCGACCACCAAGACCACCACUUCGGGCCCCACCUCCGCAGGACCCCCUCCCCAGAGCACCACAAUCCUAACGGAAACCCCUAGCCAUGAGACCACUACCACCACAACUGGGAGCCCUCCGACACAAUCUCCUACCACCACCGUCAGCACCACAAGCUCAGGACCAUCCUCCCCAGAGCCUACAGCCAGCACUACCGUAUCACUGCCAUCGUUAUCAACAAGCCCAGUGGCAUCCACCACCUCUGGAGUCACUGAAAAAGGGUCGACCACCAAGACCACCACUUCGGGCCCCACCUCCUCAGGACCCCCUCCCCAGAGCACCACAAUACUAACGGAAACCCCUAGCCAUGAGACCACUACCACCACAACUGGGAGCCCUCCGACACGAUCUCCUACCACCACCGUCAGCACCACAAGCUCAGGACCAUCCUCCCCAGAGCCUACAGCCAGCACUACUAGCACCACAAUACUAACGGAAACAGGUAGCUCAAUGACAACAACUGCAACUCGCACUACUCCAACAAGACCAAGUGCCAGCACCACCAUGACUUCAGGACCAUCCUCCCCAGAGCCUACAGCCAGCACUACUGUAUCUCUGCCAUCAGCAUCAACCAGUCCCAUGUCAGUCACCACUUCUGGUACAACUCCAACAGAAUCUUUUACCACCACUUCAGGAACAACCUCUAGUAAUUUUACCACAGUCACUGCAACCACCACCACCACCACCUCCGGAAUUGUUUCCUCUGGCUCAACUAGUACUUCUUGGCCAACUGCAACAUCAAGUGCAGUCACCAUUCCAGGAAGUUCUAUGUACAGUACAGUUACUCCACUCAGUGCUUCAGGUUCAACUACAAGUCUACCACCAACGACUCCUGGAAGGAAUUGUUCUAUUUUACCUAAUGAAUCUCAUGUGCCAGGUGAGUCAUGGUGGCUCUGUAACUGCACUAAGGCAAUAUGUAUAGAAGACAAUAUAAUCCAGGUGGUUCCCAUAAUCUGUAAUCCACCUCCUAAACCUACAUGUGCCAAUGGGCUUUCUCCUGUGCAAGUCAUUGAUGAGGAUGGAUGCUGUUGGCACUGGGAGUGUGAUUGCUACUGCACUGGCUGGGGAGACCCACAUUACAUGACUUUUGAUGGACUGUACUACAGCUAUCAAGGGAAUUGUACAUACGUCCUUGUGGAAGAGAUUUAUAAGAAAGUUGACAACUUCGGUGUCUACAUUGAUAACUACCAUUGUGAUACACGGGAUGUAGUCUCCUGUCCUCGAACGCUCAUUGUGAGACACGAGACUCAGGAAGUGCGCAUAGCAACAGUCAAACCAAAUACUCUACAAGUAAAGGUGACAGUAAACAAACAGGCAGUGGCUUUGCCUUAUAAAAAAUUUGGCUUGAGCAUCUAUGAGUCAGGCAUAAAUCGUGUAGUGGAAAUUCCUGAACUAAAAAUGAAUGUGACUUACAAUGGCUUGUCCUUUUCUAUCAGAAUGCCCUACAGACUGUUUGGCAACAACACUCAUGGACAGUGUGGUACUUGCAAUAACAACACGGCAGAUGACUGCAUGUUGCCGAAUGGUAACAUUGCAGAAAACUGUGAAACCAUGGCAGAUCAUUGGCAAGUUGUUGAUCCCUCCAAACCACAGUGCUCUCCAGGCCUAAUUCCUACAAAAGCACCUAGCACAACCCCGAUGCAGCCUUGCAAAGAAUCUUCCAUCUGCAAGCUUCUUUUGGGAAGUCUGUUCGAGCCAUGCCAUGGCUUUGUCCGGCCUGAAAAGUACUAUGCAGCCUGUGUUUUUGAUAGCUGUGUAGUUCCCAACUUAGACCUGGAAUGCUCAAGUCUGCAGGUCUAUGCUGCCACCUGUGCUGAUCAAAGUGUAUGCAUUGACUGGAGAAGUCAUACCAAUGGUGUUUGCUGCACUUAUAAAUGCCCCUCAGAUAAAGAAUACAGAGCAUGUGGUCCUAUUAAAGAGAUAACCUGCAAAUCAAGUCAACAAAAUGAAACUUCAACUAAACAAAUGGAAGGCUGUUUCUGUCCUAAUGGAACAAUGCUGUAUGACUCUGGUGUGGAUGUCUGUGUGAAAACUUGUGGCUGUCUUGGAUUGGAUAAGAUACCAAGAGAGUUUGGGGAAAAGUUUACAGUAGACUGUCAGGACUGUAUUUGCCUGGAAGGUGGAAAUGGCAUUGUAUGUGAGCCUCAUGAAUGUGCCAAACAAAAUAAGACCAGUUGUGAUGGAGAAGGCUUCUAUGAGGUCAAUGAAGUUAAUUCUGAAGACUCCUGCUGCCCCAUUGUCACCUGCAAAUGCAAUACAAGCCUGUGCACAACUAAAGUCCCCAAGUGUACAGUGGGAUUUGAAGUUCAUUCUCAUAUUCCCAGUGGUCAGUGCUGUCCUGUGUACCAGUGUGUUCCCAAGAGGGUUUGUGUACAUCAGAAUGCUGAGUUCUUGCCUAAUUCCUCGGUCUUUGUUGAUAAGUGUCAGAAUUGUUUCUGCACUAACGAAGUUAACGUCAGCACUCAACUGAAUAUCAUCUCAUGUGAACAUAUUCCAUGCAACACAUAUUGUGAACCAGGAUAUGAACAUCAACCAGUGAAAGGUGAAUGUUGUGGAAGAUGUGUGCAGACUAAGUGUGUUAUACAUACAGCAAACAAUUCUGACCUCAUCUUGAGUCCUGGAGAGUUUAAAAGUGAUCCUUACAACAACUGCACCAUUUAUAGCUGUGUAAAUAUCCAUAACCAACUUCUCUCUUCCACAUCUGAGAUUACCUGCCCAGCAUUCAAUGAGGAGAACUGCAAACCUGGAACUAUUACAUUCUUACCUAACGGUUGUUGCAAAACCUGUAUACCUCUGGAUAGUCCCACACUGUGUUCUGUCCGUCAAAGAAAAGACUUCAUCUUCUAUAAGAGUUGCCGUUCUGUGGACAGAGUUGUCAUGACUGAAUGUGAAGGAAAAUGUGGAACCUUCUCACUAUACUCUGCUGAUGCCAAUUCUAUGGAGCACAGCUGUUCCUGCUGCAGGGAAUCAAGGACUACUGUGAGGGAAGUGGAACUGAAAUGCCCCACUGGGCAUUCAAUUUCCCAUAAGUAUAUAUAUGUGGAAAGCUGCAGCUGUCAAGACCAUGAAUGCUUACAAUCCAGUGAGUUGCAGAGCACAGAAGAAAAUGACAAGGCGAGCACUCUGAACCGUAUCAAGAGGGCCAUCAGCUUAACAUCAAAAUGA